UCCUCCAGCUUGACUUCGUCAAAUCAGCGAGGCGCAGUCGUCGAGUUCCUCAUCGCUCAUGUGCACGAGAUCUUUCCGCUGGAUACGCCGAUUCGGCUGAGUGAGAUCGCCAGCGAAGACGACUCACGUCUCCUUGAACGGGCGGAGCAGAAACGUCGGCAACUCCAGCCAACCCCUGACGGCCAAGAGGCAGGAGUUGAUGCCACAGGUUCGGACUUUAUAAAAAUCGGUUCUCUCUUUUCCUAA
This is a messenger RNA of Protopolystoma xenopodis, 246 nucleotides long. The record is from the annotation of a GenBank genome assembly. Lineage: Eukaryota; Metazoa; Platyhelminthes; Monogenea; Polystomatidea; Polystomatidae.